GAGCUGAAUUCAGUACCACAAGAAUGCUCACUGGGUCCGCUGAGCAAAUUAACACGAAUAUCAUGUGUAUCAGGGUUACAACGAGUGCACAAAUUCUUGUGCCGAACUCCCAGUUCAUCGCUCACAGCCUUUCUGGCAAUGGCCAGAUGACCUUGAAAAAGCCUUGACUGGGAUGUUGGACACCUAUUGAUCUUAUCGAUCUCUAUUCAAACUUGCGAAGGAAUUCCUCAUCGCCUGUAAAAAUGCGGGAGUGCAUUAGCGUGCACGUCGGGCAAUCUGGUACACAGCUCGGGAAUGCGAGUUGGGAAUUAAUGUGUCUAGAGCACGGUAUUCAACCAGAUGGCCAAAUGCCUCAAGACUACACCGUUGGAGGCGGGGAUGAUUCUUUUAUGUGUAUGUUCAAUGAAACUGGUGCAGGAAAAUUUGUUCCGAGAGCUGUUUUUAUUGAUCUGGAGCCGACUGUCAUUGACGAGAUACGUACAGGAACUUACAGACAGCUAUUCCACCCGGAGCAGCUUAUUAGUGGCAAGGAGGAUGCGGCUAACAAUUAUGCACGAGGGCAUUACACCAUAGGCAAAGAGAUCGUGGAUCUGGUGCUUGACAGAGUACGGAAAUGCGCCGAUUUGUGCAACGGAUUGCAAGGAUUCCUCGUGUUUCACUCAUUUGGUGGUGGUACUGGGUCUGGUUUCACAUCUCUGCUAAUGGAACGUCUAUGCAUUGACUAUGGAAAGAGAACGAAAUUGGAGAUAGCCGUCUAUCCUGCUCCACAAAUCUCCACGUGUGUUGUCGAACCGUACAACGCGAUUCUAAACACACAUACCACCCUAGACCUGACAGACUGCGCAUUUAUGGUGGAUAACGAGGCGGUGUAUGACGUAUGCCGGCGGAAUUUGGAUAUUGAACGACCAACUUACACCAAUGUCAAUAGAAUAGUAUCACAGGCUCUAAGUUCAAUCACCGCAUCCCUACGGUUCGAUGGAUCAUUGAAUGUGGAUUUAAUGGAAUUCCAAACAAACUUGGUCCCUUAUCCGCGCAUACACUUCCCAAUGUGCUGCUAUGCUCCCGCGAUUUCCGCUGAGAAAGCCUAUCACCAGAAUCUGGACGUACAAGAUAUCACAAACCAAUGUUUUGAACCCGCUAACCAGUUUGUCAAAUGUGAUCCUAGACAUGGGAAGUACAUGGCAUGCUGCUUGCUCUUUCGUGGUGACGUUGUGCCAAAAGAUGUUAACGCAGCCAUUGCAACUAUCAAAAGCAAACGCACAAUACAGUUUGUGGAUUGGUGCCCGACCGGUUUCAAGGUGGGCAUCAAUUUUCAGCCACCUACAGCUGUACCUGGAGGAGAUCUGGCCAAGGUACAACGAGCUGUGUGUAUGCUAAGCAAUACAACAGCAAUCGCUGAAGCAUGGGUCCGAUUGGACCAUAAAUUCGAUUUGAUGUUCGCUAAGCGAGCUUUUGUCCACUGGUAUGUUGGUGAGGGGAUGGAGGAGGGAGAAUUUUCUGAGGCGCGAGAGAACUUGGCGGCAUUGGAGAAGGAUUAUGAAGAGGUAGGUACGGACAGUGGUGAGGCGGAAUCCGAAUUAGAACAAGAGGAAUUCUAAACGGAGAAUGAAAUACAAAUGUUUAUAUCUCCAAAUUUCCCGCUUUAUUUUCGUCGGGAUGCUAUGCCAUUUCGACCAGUUCCGACGCUGUUGUCCACUUCUACAUGAGGUUAGAAUGCUGGACAGUGUUGUUUUCCUGUUAUCCAAACAUUCAGGCGCAAACUUCUGAUAGACCUUCUUCGGAGCGAAGUGUAAAAUGAACGUGCUGUUUAAUACGCAGGCGCGUAUUAGAAAUGUGUGAAUCUGAACACAUCAGUUACGUUUUCACGUAAUUGUCAGAUUCAACUUUACCCUGCGCUCUAUUACGACUCUCGAGUGAGAAGCCUGUAAUAGAUUCUAACGUCACCUGUAAUAUGACAGGUUCUGCAC
This is a messenger RNA of Opisthorchis viverrini, 1967 nucleotides long. RefSeq lists its product as hypothetical. Gene Ontology annotation, cellular component: microtubule; cytoplasm. Gene Ontology annotation, molecular function: structural constituent of cytoskeleton; GTP binding. The record is from RefSeq and is a predicted model, not a curated record. Bases 243 to 1598 code for a protein of 451 amino acids. The transcript is spliced from 3 exons. Gene Ontology annotation, biological process: mitotic cell cycle; microtubule cytoskeleton organization. NCBI's taxonomy places the organism in Eukaryota, Metazoa, Platyhelminthes, Trematoda, Opisthorchiida, Opisthorchiidae.